Brassica napus (rape) is the source of this 2686-nucleotide messenger RNA. Its product is annotated as putative cysteine-rich receptor-like protein kinase 39. Gene Ontology annotation, biological process: protein phosphorylation. The record is from RefSeq and is a predicted model, not a curated record. The transcript is spliced from 7 exons. Gene Ontology annotation, molecular function: ATP binding; protein kinase activity. Bases 591 to 2564 code for a protein of 657 amino acids. Lineage: Eukaryota; Viridiplantae; Streptophyta; Magnoliopsida; Brassicales; Brassicaceae.
ACUAUCCCACAUUGUAUAUCACAAUAGACAAACUCCAACAUACCUUGCUCCAGCUUCUUCAGCAACACGCAUAUAUCCUCAAAAAACUGCAUCUUCAAAUCAACGAAAUAAACCUGCAUCAUAGUCGUUUUCAUAAUAAUGCGUCACGUAUACGUUAUACAGCAAACUGAAACUUAUUAAGAAUUCCUCCUAACUACUGUAUACAUUCAAGUCCAUGCAUAAACAUGAACGUUUUAUUUACGGUAAAUACAGAAAAAGGGAUGGCGGAAUACCAUAUCUUAUUCACUUUUUUUGUUAUUCAACUCAUUGAUAAGGCGAUAGUGUUUACUGAUUUAUGGAAUUUUGUUUGUGUUUUCUUUCUAAGUUGACUUAAAACUAAUACUUUAAAUCUGCAGUCUUCCUCGAAGUUUCGCGUGGGCAUUUUUUCCAUCUUUGAAAAUCAACCAAUACACAUUUUUUCAGUCUUUGGAAAUCAAGAAAUACACAUUUUCUCAUCUCCCCCAUUAUAAGAAUAACAACGGUCUAAAAUUGAUUCCUUCUUAACAAUAACGAAGAAAUACAAGAAAAACAAAAGUUAUCUUACAUUAAAAAUGGUGAAAUAUUUUUCUUUGAUUAUCGUCCUCGCUUCUUCUCUUCUUCUUGUCCUUCAAGACCUCGAACAAGUUCACGCCCUUGGGUGUUCUGGAAGCUUCUUAAACAGUAACAGCAGCUACUUUCAGAAUCGUCACAGUCUCUUCUCUACUCUUGCUUCAAAAGUAGUCGCCAAUGGUGGAUUCUACAACGCCUCACUCGGCAAGAAUCCCAACAGAGUUUACGCUCUUGUUCUCUGCGCAAGAGGCUACGAGCAACAAGCUUGUAUCAGUUGUGUCGAAAAAGUGACUCAGGAGAUACAAACGAGUUGCCCGAACCGAAUGAAUUCGUUCCAUUGGGACAAUGACGAUGGAGACCAUGUUUCUUGUCUUGUACGUACCUCAAACCAGUCAACUUUCAAGAACUUCCAGCUUGUACCUGCUGUCAUAUACCCAAGUCCACUUACUAUGGAGCCAUCCAAGGACAUGACCCUUUUCAGUAAACAGUGGGAAGCAACAGUUAAUCGGACAGUCCAGGCUGCCACGGAAGCUAAAAAUAUAUCCGUACUUCAGUACUAUAGUGCUGUAGAAGCCGAGUUCACGGAGUUUCCAAAUGUAUACAUGCUGAUGCAAUGCACGCCUGACAUAACUUCUCAAGACUGCAAGAUAUGUUUGGAAAAAAGCGGGACAUAUUUUAAAAAACAGUUUUGGGGAAGACAAGGCGGCGAGGUUAGUCGUCCGAGCUGUGUUUUCAGGUGGGAUCUAUAUGCUUUCCAUGGUGCUUUUGAUAAUAUAACAAGAGUUCCUGUACUUCCUGGAGGUCAAGGUCAGGCUCAGCCACCUUCAAAGGAAAGUUGUAUAAAAGGCAAUAAAGGAAGAAGCAUUGGGAAUGGUGGAAUUAUCUCGAUAGUUGUUCCUGCUUUGAUUAACAUUUUAGUGUUUAUUGGACUCAUCAAACUCUAUACUCGGAGGAGACAAUUCAACAACAUAAUCAAUGUUGGUACUGCAGAGUACUCUGAUGGUCAACUUAUGUUACGGUUUGAUCUGAGAAUGAUCUUAAUGGCAACCAAUGACUUCUCGUCUGAUAAUACGCUUGGCCAAGGUGGAUUUGGUACGGUCUAUAAGGGGAUAUUGCCAAAUGGCCAAGAGAUAGCUGUGAAGAGAUUAACAAAAGGUUCAGGGCAAGGAGAUAUGGAGUUUAAGAAUGAGGUUUCACUCUUGACAAGACUCCAACAUAGGAAUCUGGUUAAGCUUCUUGGGUUCUGUAAUGAAGGGGACGAAGAGGUUCUUGUCUAUGAGUUUGUCCCCAACUCAAGUCUUGAUCACUUUAUCUUUGAUGAAGAGAAGCGUUCGUUUCUUACAUGGGAGGUGAGGUGCAAAAUUAUAGAAGGCAUUGCUAGAGGCCUUCUUUAUCUCCAUGAAGACUCUCAGCUGAAGAUUAUUCAUAGAGACUUGAAGGCAAGCAACAUCCUUUUAGAUGCUGAGAUGAACCCUAAAGUUGCAGACUUUGGGACAGCUAGAUUGUUCAACACUGAUGAGACUCGAGCUGAAACAAGACGAAUAGCUGGUACCCGUGGAUAUAUGGCUCCUGAAUACGUUAAUCAUGGGCAAAUCUCAGCAAAAUCUGAUGUAUAUAGCUUUGGUGUUAUGCUUCUAGAGAUGAUAAGUGGUGAAAGAAACAAGAGGUUUGAAGGAGAAGGAAUUGCAGCUUUUGCAUGGAAGAGAUGGGUUGAAGGAAGGCCUGAAAUCAUAAUUGAUCCUUUCUUGGUAGAGAAUCCGAGUAACGAGAUCAUUAAGUUGAUCCAGAUUGGUUUAUUGUGUGUCCAAGAAAAUGCAUCAAAGAGACCAACAAUGAGCUCUGUAAUAGUUUGGCUUCGCAGUGAGACAAUUAAAGUUCCUUUACCUAAGGCUCCUGCUUUCACGAGUAAUCAAUCCCAAUCUGAAGAUGGGAUAAUGUCAAUCAGCAAUGUCUGCACGGAGUUGAGUUCUCGUUGACUUUAAAUUUAUUAAUCAGUAUGUUGUUUAUAAGGUAGUACAAAAUAUUCUUAUUACAAGUAGAUACAAUCACAAGUUCUAGAAACCUAUACAGAGAAUAUAUUACUUGCUUAUUUGAUUCA